Messenger RNA from Papaver somniferum (opium poppy), 654 nucleotides. RefSeq lists its product as uncharacterized. Gene Ontology annotation, biological process: proteolysis. Gene Ontology annotation, molecular function: aspartic-type endopeptidase activity. The record is from RefSeq and is a predicted model, not a curated record. The coding region runs from base 1 to 654 and encodes 217 amino acids. Lineage: Eukaryota; Viridiplantae; Streptophyta; Magnoliopsida; Ranunculales; Papaveraceae. The transcript has a single exon.
AUGGCAGAUGAAGGACAUAACCGAGCUCUAUACGUAACCGGUCUUAUCAAAGACUCUGAAUUCAAGAGAGCUCUCGUUGACACAGGCGCUUCCAAAAAUAUCAUCACUAUGAAGACUCUCAAGGCGGCCAAAUUCCCACAGAAUAAGAUUGUUCUCCAUCCUAUCUUGAUGACAGGUUUUGAGGGAAGUCAGAUUCAUACAUAUGGGUACGCAUACAUAGACUUGAAGGUGGGGCCCAUUCAAUCAAAGACCAAGUUUCACGUGAUCGAACAGGAGCCUGACUAUCACAUGAUACUCGGACAACCAUGGCUCUAUGACAAUAAAGUGGUCCCUUCAACAUACCAUCAAUGCAUGAAGGCUCUGCUCAAUAACAAAAUCGUUCGUAUUGCGGCUUCAGCAUCUCCUUACGCCCCAGUGUAUGACGCUGAAUUCCUCGAGUCUCAGCAGGACAUCCCUGAACCUCCGAACAAGAUUCACAGCACUCCACUCCCAAUCUGGAAGUCCAUUGAAGAAGAAGUCACGGAUAAACCAUCAUCCUCAGACGUUAAGUCGAUUAAGUCGUCUGCUACGCCGAUUAAGCGCCGCAAAGGUCAAGUCUCAACUCCUAGAUCUAACUUCAUAACCAGUCAUGAUGCGGAGGGGAGAACCAUUUAA